CUAGUCGCAAACUCAAGGUGUUCCUCCCUGUGCGCUCGGACACCCUGCCACCACCAAUUUCAGUACAAGCAUUUCUAGUCUUCCAUUACUCUGCGUCAUGCAAAAUUCCAUAGCUCUGGUGCUCUUUGCCAUUUACUUUCACUCCACGACAGAAACGACAACAAAGUGUUCCCAUAGUAUUGUAUUCGAAAAAAUCCUUGGGUUACGCCCCGUACCGGAACGCAACAGCCUUAAUGAUGAGAAACCCGUACUUCCGUUGUAUGCUGCCAGCAAGUCUAGCGACGAAACCGUCAACGUAAAGUGUGCGCGGCUCUGCCGUGAUGAUCCAGCCUGCACGGGCUAUCUGCUGGUGUUUAGCCAGAACACAUGCUAUGGGUACACAACCAAUCGGUCCACCGUAACUCGGAAUCGCUACGACUACAUCGACGAGGGUGGUAGCCACCAAUUAGUGCCCGAUGCUAACGUUGCCUUUUUUGUGAAAAGCUGUUUGGACGCUCCAAUAAAAUGCGUCAACAGUAAGCUUUUUCCGAUCGUGGCUAUCGCUGGUGCCAGCUUGGUAGGACAAAACUUCAUCCAGCUUCCAAAGUUGGUAACACGGGACGAAUGCAUCAACGGGUGUCUGCGAGAGCAGCGCUUUGCUUGUCGAUCGGCACGGUUUGUCCAUUCCGUUCGAAACAACCGGCAGCGACUGCAGCGGAAAUCCGAACGGACACAGCUCGGGCAGUGUUACCUCAGCAAAGCCAAUAAAUUUACAAACCCAGAAUCGUUUGGGUACGGGUGGGAAAAUGAAGAGUACCUGGAAAAUCAAUGUCAUGAAAUGCAACGCGGCGAAGCGGCGUGCUCAUUCGAGCAGAAUCGUGACACUGCAUUCGUGUACGCCGAUGACUCGAUGAUCGUAUCGGACGAACGAAGUUGUAGCGAGCGAUGCUUACAUGAAGAUCGUUUCGCCUGCUUAGGUUACACGUAUCAUAACUCCACGAGAGGAUCGCCAAUAUGUUCCCUGCACUCGGACGAUCUUACUUCGCUGGGUCCCAAAGCCACCCAGGUAAUAAACGGUUCCCUGUAUGCCCGGAGGGUACAAUGUUUAACGAUCGACGCUCAGUGUCAAAGUGUUACGAUCAAAGUGAAUUUCGAUCCUUCGCCUGGGUUCCACGGAAAAAUGUAUCUCAACACACCGCAGGUCAAUUGCAGUUUGCAAUCAACAAACAGAACAGCGCGAGUUUUGGAAAUUGUAACCGGAAAUGAGAUCGCCGAAUCUCGCUGCGGAAUUAGGAGGGCAUUUAUCAAGGAAAACAUGUUCAGUUUUCUGAUAUUCGCCUACGUCUACAUCCAACAGGAUCCAGCUGUUCGGACGCAGUCCGACCGAGUUCUGAAAAUCGGCUGCAUCCAUCAUUCCGAUUCGUCCAACACAACCACACUGAUGCGCAACAUGCCCAUGAAACCGACGGUGGACUUCAUUCCCCAUCGGCAAUCGCUCAGUUUCGGGUCGACGGAGCUGAACAAUGGAACGGACAAAGUCACGAAGCACGUCACCGUCAAACUGAUCGACGUCGAAACGCAGGCCGAAGUUUUCGAGGCGACCGUCGGCCAACUGAUCGAAAUGCAAGUCAUAUCCGUGAAUCAUGAUUAUGACUUGAUGCCCUACGAUCUGGUGGCCCACUCUGGCGGCGAAACCGUCCGACUGUUGGACGACAAGGGCUGUCCGCUGAAUAGAAGAAUCUUCAACGGAUUUCAGCGGCAAAAGUCAACCGCGGCACUCAAACUGCGGGCCCGAUUUCACGCGUUUAUGCUUCCCGAUUCGACGACGCUGAACUUUCGACUCGCGAUCAAAUUUUGUUACAAAUCUUGUCCCAAAGUAGUGUGUUUUUAUCAAUAA
Sabethes cyaneus is the source of this 1876-nucleotide messenger RNA. RefSeq lists its product as uncharacterized. The coding region runs from base 98 to 1876 and encodes 592 amino acids. Lineage: Eukaryota; Metazoa; Arthropoda; Insecta; Diptera; Culicidae. The transcript has 4 exons. The record is from RefSeq and is a predicted model, not a curated record.